This is a messenger RNA of Ooceraea biroi (clonal raider ant), 2063 nucleotides long. It is a transcript of the gene Gsc, whose product is annotated as goosecoid homeobox. Gene Ontology annotation, molecular function: RNA polymerase II transcription regulatory region sequence-specific DNA binding; DNA-binding transcription factor activity, RNA polymerase II-specific. The record is from RefSeq and is a predicted model, not a curated record. NCBI's taxonomy places the organism in Eukaryota, Metazoa, Arthropoda, Insecta, Hymenoptera, Formicidae. Gene Ontology annotation, biological process: regulation of transcription by RNA polymerase II.
UCGACCCUCCGCACACCCUCUCUCCUCUUUCACGUAACGCGUUUGCGAGGAUCGCACGGUGAGAGCGUAACCGGGUGGUGGAAAAGUGGUCGGAGCCAGAUAGAGCCACGCCCCGAUCGCGGACAAUACACGCCAACCGUCGGAGCACCCGAGGGUGUCUCUCUGUCCGCCACCGACGCGGCUGGCGCGGCUGCGAGCCACGGGGGUGGCUUUCGGUAUGCGCGACGAAAGCUGGGAAGGGUAGGAAGGAAACGCGCAUCGCGUCCACGCGGCACCGCGCUAACCACCACUACGACUAGUUCUCGGAUAUCCUUUAUCGGAGAGAUGUCACUUUGCGUCCGCGACGCGCGACGCUAGGCGCGAUCGGUCACGCCUCGUCGCGACUAUGACGGCUUAACGACCAAGUGGAUAAAGUGCGCUCGGCCCGUCCGCUCCCGGUGAGUCCGCGAGAACGGCUCCAACGUCAUCAGCCUCGAAAUCGGAUUUGCGCGUUGAUUUUUUUCUCAUUCACGACUCUCUCUCUAGUCUCAAUGUUGAGCGCUCACGAGACGUCGGUCAUCCACAGAGGAGGAGCGUUAUACUCUUACGGGACGAAAUAACGCGGAUUCGUCCCGUCUCUCCGAGAAUAAGCGACAACGAUCGGAAAGCGGAGCGUCAAGUCCGAUUGACGAGUCUCGUAAUUUAUCUCGCGAUGCGAGCGGAAAUGUAACGCUGCUGGAGGACGAGGGUAGAAUAUCCUUUCGCGACAAUUUUCCAACUAAAGAGAGAGAGAGAGAGAGAGAGAAAGAGAUACGUUACGUAUCAUUGUCGUCAAGCGUACUCGCAUACACAUAUCGGCAUACGUGUACGUAACAUGGUAGAGAGCACUUAUGCGAGCGACUCGCCGAGAUCACGUUCGCCCAUGACGGAACCGUCGAGUCCGCUGCACGAUGGUCCCGGUAUAUCCGGCUACAGUCACAGCUAUCUGUACAGUUACUCACCGCCUGACACGCAAAAUCACGUCACGGCGAGACGCAGUAACGAGACGACCGAUGCCAUCACGCACGAUCGAACGUUCGCCAAGAGCCCGAUCGGCUCGGAGGAGACGCCGCGACAUCGAAGCCGCGAACCGGUCUCCUCGCGACCCGGCGGCUCCUCCGCUACCAUGUCGUCCCCCACUUCGCUCUUCACCAUCGACAGCAUCCUGGCGCCGAGGCCGAUCGGCAAUGUCGUCACCCCGACGAGCACCACCACCGUCGCCGCUUCCGUGAUCCAGACGCCGGAAACGAUCGAAUCGGCCGCCGGCCGCACCACCACCACCACGGCGAUGCAUCCGUUGCAGCAGCAGCUACAUCACUUGGCGUUCACUUCGGCGGAUUUCCUCGCCGCGGCAUAUCCAGGAUUGUACCCUGGAGGAUACGUGGCGGCGAUGGCUGCCGCUGGCGUUUCCCUACACGGACAGCCGGCUUUCUAUCACGCCGGUCAUCCUUACCAAAUCAAUCCGAACAAUCCGGGAAUGGGACCGAUGGCGAAAAGAAAACGUCGCCAUCGGACGAUAUUCACGGAAGAGCAACUGGAACAAUUGGAGGCCACCUUCGAUAAGACGCAUUACCCCGACGUGCUGCUGCGAGAACAAUUAGCUCUACAGGUGGACCUUAAGGAGGAAAGGAUCGAGGUAUGGUUCAAAAAUCGUCGCGCCAAGUGGCGGAAGCAGAAGCGCGAGGAGCAGGACCGUCUACGGAAGCUGCAAUUGGAGCAACGUCAGCGCACCGAUGAGAGCGGCGCCGCGGCGACGGUGAUGGUGGGUGAUCGUUUGAGUCUGAGCAGGCAACAACAGCAGAAGCUCGAACAAGACACGGAUAGUUCCGAUCUCGAGGUAGCGUAGUGUGGCCAAACGACCAGACGAGAUGAAACGACAAAGUAUUCUCCAUCGAUCAAAGACGAACCGUUGCUUUCGCGUUCUUAUCCACGAAUGGAGCAUGUACAUACGCAAUUGCGUUGUAAAUAUCAUUGUAAAUAUGAGUAACGAUAAAUGUGUACAAUACCGAAAUAAAUUAUUGCAUCGAAGCGCAAAGCAUCGACAC